Chlorella variabilis is the source of this 552-nucleotide messenger RNA. RefSeq lists its product as hypothetical. Lineage: Eukaryota; Viridiplantae; Chlorophyta; Trebouxiophyceae; Chlorellales; Chlorellaceae. Gene Ontology annotation, biological process: protein folding; protein peptidyl-prolyl isomerization. Bases 1 to 552 code for a protein of 183 amino acids. The record is from RefSeq and is a predicted model, not a curated record. Gene Ontology annotation, cellular component: intracellular membrane-bounded organelle. Gene Ontology annotation, molecular function: peptidyl-prolyl cis-trans isomerase activity. The transcript has 6 exons.
AUGGCAGAGGAGCAGUGGCAUCAGCGACCCCAAAACCCCCAAAACCCAGUUGUGUUCUUUGAUGUGUCAAUUGGCGGCGUGCCGGCGGGACGGGUAAAGAUGGAGCUGUUUGCCGACAUCGUGCCCAAGACGGCAGAGAACUUUAGGCAGCUGUGCACGGGAGAGUUCAAGCGGAACCUGCAGCCCACCGGAUACAAGGACUGCCCCUUCCACAGAAUCAUCAAGGGCUUCAUGCUGCAGGGCGGCGACUUCCUUAAAGGAGAUGGCACCGGCUGCAUAUCCAUCUACGGUUCGCGGUUCAACGACGAAAACUUCAUCGCCAAGCACACAGGGCCCGGCCUGCUCAGCAUGGCCAACAGCGGGCCCAACACCAACGGCUGCCAGUUCUUCAUCACUGUGGGCGCCGCCGACUGGCUGGACAACAAGCACGUGGUGUUUGGGCGGGUGCUGGGCGACAGCAUGCUGCCGGUGCGCAAGCUGGAGGCGGUGCAGACGGGGCCCAACAACCGGCCAAAGCUGCCCUGCGUCAUUUCCCAGUGCGGCGAGCUGUGA